Messenger RNA from Fraxinus pennsylvanica, 1809 nucleotides. The record is from the annotation of a GenBank genome assembly. NCBI's taxonomy places the organism in Eukaryota, Viridiplantae, Streptophyta, Magnoliopsida, Lamiales, Oleaceae.
AUGGCAUCCUCCAUGGCUGUUACAAUUUUGCUACGCCUGCUCAAAGAUUCAAGAAGAGGCUUGUUUUUCGUACCUAUUUUCUUGGCUUUUGGGACCUCCUUUUUCAUUUUCUUGUCCAUAUCUUCUACCUUGAAACAUGAUAUUGUUCCAGGGCAAACCCGGCUUCAUGUGAAUCUUCCUCUCGAGUUCUCAAAACUUAAUCCAGAACGUGUGCAUCCUCUCUUGAUUAAAAGAGUUUCAUUCGAGGAACGGACUAACAGUUCGGCUCUUGAUGAAAUCCCGGGUUCGACAAAUGACAGUGAAGAUGAUGCUAAAGUUCAAGAACCAGUGGGAUUCAGUGAAAUCCCUCCUUUAUCAAAUGUUAGCAAGGGUGAUGUUGAUCAUUUUCAGUUGUCAAGUGGAAACAAAGAGAGUAACAAUGAAGUAUUUCAUGACAUAACUCUCUUCGAGGAAGACUACAAGGAAAUGAACAAAAGCUUAAAAAUCUACGUAUAUCCCCACACGAAAAAUGAUCCCUUCGCAAAUAUUCUUCUCCCGGUGGACUAUGAACCUAGUGGCAACUAUGCAAGUGAAAGUUAUUUCAAGAAAUCUCUAUUCAAAAGUCAUUUCAUAACAAAUGACCCUUUAGAAGCAGACCUUUUCUACAUGCCAUUUUCAAUAGCAGGAUUGAGACAUGACAAGAGAGUUGGUGUUGGAGGGAUUAAGAAAUUCAUCAAAAAUUAUGUCGACAACAUUAAUGUUAAGUAUCCUUAUUGGAACCGAAGUGGUGGCGCGGAUCAUUUCUACGUGACUUGUCAUUCUGUGGGGAGAACAGCCAUGGAAGAAGCUGUUGAAGUGAAACUGAAUGCAAUUCAAGUUGUUUGUUCAUCAAGUUAUUUCCUUUCGGGGUAUGUUACUCAUAAAGAUGCAUCCAUUCCACAGAUUUGGCCAAGGAAAGGGGAACCCCCAAUUCGUGCACCAUCUCAAAGGAAAAAGCUAGCUUUCUACGCCGGAGCAAUGAACUCUCGUGUUCGACAGUUUCUUGUUAACGCCUGGCAAAACGAUUCCGGCAUGUCCAUCCAUCGUACUCGCCUGAAAACGCCGUAUUCAGAAGCACUUUUAGGUAGCAAAUAUUGCAUCCACGCCAAAGGAUUUGAAGUAAACACAGCUCGUAUUGGUGAUGCUUUAUACUACGGCUGUGUCCCUGUGGUUUUGGCAGAUCAUUAUGAUCUCCCAUAUGCUGACAUUUUGAACUGGAACAGCUUCUCUCUUGUCCUUUCAGAGAUGGAUAUUCCAUUGUUGAAGAAAAUACUUGAAGGAAUAGAGUUGGAGGAGUACUUGAAGUUGCAGAAUAAUGUAAUGAAAGUGCAGAAGCAUUUUCAAUGGCAUAAUUUUCCAGUUGAUUUUGAUGCUUUUCAUAUGGUUAUGUAUGAGUUAUGGCUUAGAAGAAGUCAUCACCGCAUCUCCGGCGCUACAUUUCCAACGGAUUCCAAAUCAAACCCUUCAGCGUGCGAUCCAUUUCCCCCAAAGUUCUCUGCUCUAUGUCGCGAAGCUAUGAACCAUAAUCCCUUUCCCCCAAAGUUCUCAGCGUGCAAUCCAUUUCCCCCAGCGUGCGAUCCAUUUCAUCUGAAGUCGGUUCCUGCUGAUGUUCCAACGGAUGAUGUGAACUUGGAGGAUAUCUUUGACGAAAUGUAUGACAUGGGAGAAUCGAAAUCUGCCAAGAUGAGGGUGGCAAGGGCCAAAAAACGAUGGCGGGCUAAGCUGUCGACAUCAGCAUGCACACAUCCAUCAGGGAAUACCCUAGAGGCACAGAAAAUUAAGCAUUGCUGA